AUGGUUCAGUCACCGAUGCUCUCGUGCCCGCUGAAGCAAACCAACGAAAUCGAUUGGAUCCAGCCCCUCAAGGAUUACAUCCGGCAGACCUAUGGCGAGGAUCCUGAGAAUUACAGUCAAGAAUGUGCCACCCUCAACCGCCUCCGGCAGGACAUGAGAGGCGCCGGUAAGGAUAGCGCUACCGGUCGCGAUUUGCUGUACCGCUACUAUGGGCAGCUGGAGCUAUUGGAUCUCCGGUUCCCGGUUGAUGAGAAUCACAUCAAGAUCUCCUUUACAUGGUACGAUGCAUUCACUCACAAACCGACCUCUCAAUACUCCCUCGCCUACGAGAAAGCCUCCAUCAUCUUCAACAUCUCCGCUGUCCUCUCUUGCCAUGCUGCCAAUCAGAACCGUGCCGAGGAUACCGGUAUUAAGACGGCCUACCACUCUUUCCAGGCGUCUGCUGGAAUGUUCACAUACAUCAAUGAGAACUUCCUCCACGCACCUUCCACCGACCUGAACCGGGAUACGGUCAAAACAUUGAUCCACGUUACACUCGCUCAGGCUCAGGAGGUCUUCCUGGAGAAGCAAGUGACCGAUGCCAAGAAGUCUGGAUUUCUGGCUAAAUUGGCUGGCCAGGCCGCCUAUCUAUAUUCCCAGGGAGCGGAGACAAUGCAAGAGUUUGUCAGCAAGAGCGUGUUCGACAAGGUGUGGUCUAUUGUGGUACAGGCAAAGGCGGCACACAUGAGCUCGGUAGCGUCUUACUACCAAGCCCUCGCAGAUGACGAGACCGGAUCUCAUGGUAUUGCCAUUGCGCGACUGCAGUUGGCUGACAAGCAGGCCAACACUGCACUCGGUUGGGCCAAGUCCUUCCCCUCCUCAGCUCCUGCGACCUCGAAUCUCACAGCUGAGGCUGGGCCCGCUCUGGUGGAACUCAUCAAGCAUAACCAGGCGAAUGUGCAGUCCAAGCUUACCACGACGAUCAAGGACAACGACUUCAUUUACCACCAGCCUGUCCCAAACGAGGCGGGUCUAUCAGCUGUUGCUAAGAUGCCCGCCGCAAAGGCGAUUCCAGUCAGCGAGCUCUAUCAAGGACAGGAUAUCCAAAGGAUUAUCGGUCCAGAUAUUUUUCAGAAGCUUGUCCCUAUGUCUGUCACAGAAACUGCCAGUUUAUACGACGAGGAGAAGGCCAAAUUGGUUCGUGCCGAAACUGAAAAGGUUGAGACAGCAAACGGCGAGAUGGCUGCUAGCCUUGAUUACUUAAAGCUGCCCGGUAGUCUCAACAUCUUAAAGGGAGGAAUGGAUCAAGAUAUGACGGUUGAUGAAGAGUUCCGUCGCUGGUGCUCGGAGCUGGCUGGUCAUAAACCCUUCAACAAGGCUUUCGACGAGCUCCAGGAGCGCAAAUCAGAAGUCCAAUCACUCCUGGACCAAUGCUCGAAGCAGCUAGACAUGGAAGAGAGUGUCUGCGAAAAGAUGCGAUCCAAAUAUGGAGGUGAUUGGAGCCAGCAACCCAGCGGCCGACUCAAUACGACGCUUCGUGGAGAUAUCCGCACCUAUCGUGAUACCAUUGCAGAGGCCAGUGCCAGUGACACUCAGCUUUCUGCUACGUUCCGGCAAUACGAGGCGGACUUUGACCAGAUGCGAUCCGCCGGGGAAACUGACGAAGCUGAUGUUCUUUUCCAAAGAGCAAUGAUCAAGGUUGGGUCCAAGCAGAGUAAGGGCAAGAAUGGAGCUUCCAGCCCUGCAGAAGGCAGCCUACUGGAUGAUGUCUAUGACGAAGGCGGCAUGUCCGUUUCAGAUCAGAUCAACAAGGUGGAGGAGAUCUUGAAGAAACUCAAUCUCGUUAAGCGAGAGCGGGCCAAUGUGCUCAAAGAUCUCAAAGAUAAGGUUCACAACGAUGAUAUUUCAAACGUAUUGAUCUUGAACAAAAAGUCGAUUACUGGUCAAGAAAGUCAGCUCUUCGAAGCGGAGCUGGAGAAAUUCCGGCCGCACCAGAACCGGCUUUUGCAAGCAAAUCACAAGCAGUCAUCACUGAUGAAGGAACUGACCAAGAUAUAUGGCGACUUGCUCCAGGACAAGCGUAUCCAAGCCGAACAGUCUAAGUACGAAGGUAUCACGCGCCAAAGGAACGCGGUGAUGGCUCGAUACAAGAAGGUAUAUGAGGCAUUCAAUGGUCUCACGAUAGGCAUCUCCCAGGCACGGAAGUUCUAUAACGAUAUGGGUGACAAUGUUGAUAGUACGCGGAAGAACGUGGAGACCUUCAUCAGUAACCGUCGGUCCGAAGGUGCUCAGCUUCUGAGCCAGAUUGAGCGCGAUAAGGCCGCCGGUGUCACAGAUCAGGAAGACCAUGAGCGAGAGAAGCUCCGUCAAUUGAUGGAGCGCCUGUCAACAGGACCGAAGCCAUCGUCUACCUCGCCAUCCACAGGCUCUGCUGUUGCGCCUCCUUCUAAGGUCAAGUCACCGCCGCCUGCUGUUCACGCUCCAGGAUAUUCAGCGGUCGGCUCUGAACCAAAGAUGUCACCUCGCUACCCUCCCUCCAUGCCUGGAGCUGCCCCACUGUCACAUUCCCCGGCACCUUAUGGCCAGUAUAUGGGUGGUGCCCCGGGCUGCAUGCCUAGCCAACCCUUCCAGCAAGGCGCCGCUGCCCCGCUGUCAGAGGGUUACAAUCCCAUGGCAUACCCCUACCAAACUCCCGUCUCCCCACCACCAAACCAGCAGUUCUUUUCCCAAACACCUACUCCCUAUAGCGGGUACCCUAGCGCCAGCCCUGCUCCUUCUGCAGCCGCCGCUGGCACUCCAUCGCACUACAUGGCUGCGCAAGGCUACAUUCCUCCCCCGCCUCCCCCACGCCCGCAGCAAACCCAAUACCCACCCACUGCCGGCGGCCCGUACCCCUCUGGGCCUGGUGGUUAUGCGCAGGCCCGACCUUACGGACACCACAAGACACCCUCGCAACCGCAAGGGCAGCCACCUGCGUCUAAUGACCCGUGGGCUGGUCUCAAUGUGUGGAAAUGA
Penicillium cinerascens is the source of this 2994-nucleotide messenger RNA. RefSeq names its product putative signal transduction protein BroA (gene bro1). Lineage: Eukaryota; Fungi; Ascomycota; Eurotiomycetes; Eurotiales; Aspergillaceae. The transcript has 3 exons. The coding region runs from base 1 to 2994 and encodes 997 amino acids. Gene Ontology annotation, molecular function: protein binding. Gene Ontology annotation, biological process: protein transport to vacuole involved in ubiquitin-dependent protein catabolic process via the multivesicular body sorting pathway. Gene Ontology annotation, cellular component: endosome. The record is from RefSeq and is a predicted model, not a curated record.